Messenger RNA from Rhipicephalus microplus (southern cattle tick), 1502 nucleotides. RefSeq lists its product as uncharacterized. The record is from RefSeq and is a predicted model, not a curated record. Lineage: Eukaryota; Metazoa; Arthropoda; Arachnida; Ixodida; Ixodidae.
AACAACAAUGGCGCGGGCCGUAUCUGCGAAGAGCGACUGAAAUUACGUCAGGAAUUCGUUUCUCCUCCGCAACGUAACCACAACUGGCCAUGACUAACCUGAACAGGAGCGAUCACGCCUUCCCGACGCGCUUCCAGCUCCAGACCGGCGGCGCCAAUGACGUGUCGAGUCGAAUAAGCUCGGUGUUCGACUCGCUGAACAGUCUCGAAGCCAAGCACCAGGCUUGGGAGCGCUCUCACAAGGAGGACGCUUGUUCGGGGCAGUCGUACCUCAAGGAAGACCCGGAGGAUGACGUCGCAACCAAGCCGUCGUCUACAUCGGACGGCGUCUUCAAGAGACCCUGGUCGUCGGCGCCGUGCGGUCCGCGCAAGCGCCCGCGCGGCGCUUCCGGGUCCGGAGUCGACCGCUUCGGUUAUUCGGCCAGCACCACUCCGGAUUACAAAGUCCACCCCGAGAGAUGGACGUGCUACAGUUUGGACAGCGUGCCCGACGAAGACAUGUCCGAGGCGAGCAACAAGGCUGCCGCCUUGGACUACCUGCGCGAGAGACGACUUCGGAGAGAACAACAGUCGCGGGACGACGCAGCAGGCGGGAUCGAAGUCGAUUCCGGAGGGGACGCGCCCGCAAGGGGUAAGCACACGUUUCAGAAGCGCUCUUCUUCGGACGACGCCGACAUGGAAGACGCGACCGCCGAAACACCGCCGCGCCGAAUCGGAAGCGGCAAGUUGGUGAUGCCGGAAUGCGUCGUUGGGGUGAAGCCCAGUGGCGGCAAGAAGGCCUGUGCUGGCGGGCGCGAGAGGAGCACCUCUUUGCCGGCCGGCUCCUCGAGCUCACUCAUCAGUUUCGACUGCGCGGACUUCGACGACGACCGCGACGAGCUGGACGUUGACGACGAAGUUGUAACGGCCGAAGUUGCUGACAAGCCUGCAGAGCGCGUGGCUUUAACGAAAGGCCGCGUAUUACGCGCCAGGACCGAUGACGAGGAUGAGUGAAAUUAGGGCGUGAAAAGAGCCGCUUUAUAUUCAAAGGCAAGAACGAAUUGGAGAAGACGGCGAUAGAGAGAGAAAAGCAGGCGGCUCGGCUUUUUAAAGAUUUUUUUUUUUUGUCUUGUCACCUCGGUGUUAUUGUGGUUCGGGAGCUGAUCAUUGCAGCAAACCAUUCUUGUCAUUGACCAGACAUCUCGCUCAAAGCUUCAAUGGAGACUGGCUUAGAAAUGGGUACAUUGUAUCAGUUUACUGCACCUGAGUAUCACUUCUCCUGUUCCUUAUGAACACACAUGUAUUUGUGGGGUGGUGGUAGGUGGGUGGACCACCCCUCAAAUCAACGAGCAAAGAUGGAGGAAAUUAGUAUGUUUCAAACGUGGUGCUUCCUACACUGCAGCAUCUCAAGUCUAUGGGACAAAAAUAGUGAAGAAACAGCAGCAAAAAAGCACUGGUACACUGUUUUCCUGUGUGUAUAAAUAUUCGAGUUUUAAUUUAUGGUACAGCGGUUAUAAUCCCCAA